UGAAAAUACCUCCACUUCAUCGUGCAAUAUACCAGGAACGAAACUUCGCUUCCUGAUCAGUUCAGCCUGAAAGUCUGCAACUUGUGCUCCCAAAAUAUUCACUCCCUCACAGUAAAUUUCGCCCCAGUGAGAAGUAUCGAGCUUUAAUAAAGAGACGGGGUGCGUGAAUUAAAUUGAGGCUCUGAAGCGACCAAGUGCCGAACAUUUCGUUUACACGUGCGAAUUUUAAAACCCACCGGUUCUUGAUGAGCACCAACGUUGUGCCACUCCAAACUGUCUCCAUCUCCUCCAAGCGACCAAUUUUGUGCAGAGACCCAAGAUUAAGAUUACAAAGUUGGUCUAAGCGCUGGAUGCAGUUUUAAACCUGCUCAAUUGGGGAGGCAUCUCGAAUUCAUGCCCUAAUCAUCGACUUCGCCCAGUUUCACAUAUUUCAGUAUUAUUUUAGUAUUGCCAUUAUCUGUCGAAGAGUAUUAUUUUUUACUAUUAUUUUACCGUUAUCAUAUGUGUGACUAAGUAUUAAUUGACAAUUGGAUAUUGAAGAGCAAAUUAGUAUGGAACCCCACGUUGAAAAGCUAGGAAAUGGGACGGCACCCAUUGUAAGCUGGGCGGGCUCUCCGGCCCAUCUGGCUCCGCCGCCUUAUACAGCGAUUGAGGAGAAACAGACCGAAGUCACAUUUGAAGACAGCGAUUCGCUUUACUCUUCAACUAGCACAUUGAGUAUUGCGGAGAGGAAGUUACGUAAACCGAAAAUACCAGACGGAGGAUGGGGUUGGGUAGUGGUGUUUGCCUCGCUGAUUAUAUCAAUGAUCGCCGAUGGCAUUAGUUUUUCGUUUGGUCUUCUCUACAUCGAGUUCUUGUACGAGUUUGGAGCAUCUAAAUCGGUCACAUCUUGGAUUGGCAGUUUGUUCAUGGCUGUUCCAUUACUGACUGGCCCCGUCAUGAGCGCACUAGUAGAUCGUUUCGGCUGCAGAAAAAUGACUAUCAUUGGCGGAAUAGUUUCGGCCUUUGGUUUUGUCUUGAGCUCAUACGCACAAUCGAUCACAAUGAUGUAUAUAACAUUCGGAUUCAUUGCCGGGCUCGGAUUGGGCCUCUGUUACGUUACGGCCGUAGUCUCCGUCGCCUACUGGUUUGACAAGAAACGAUCGCUCGCAGUCGGUCUAGGUGCGUGCGGUACAGGAAUUGGGACCUUCGUAUACGCACCCAUGACCCAACACUUUAUAGCCGAGUACGGAUGGAGGGGUACCACCUUAUUGCUUGCAGGAACGUUUCUUAACAUGUGCGUGUGUGGAGCAUUGAUGAGGGAACCUGAGUGGCUAGCGGUUGAAGAACAAAAUAAGGCUCACUCGACUGGAAAACGUUCAAUCAAAAACGCAUCGAGCCUCGGUUCAGUGUCUGGUAGAAGUGUCUCAGAAUCAGAUUUUCCAGGUGUCGAAGAGAUCAGGAAACUAAUGAAAAGUGGAGAAAAGCCCGAAUAUAUCUUGCAAACCCUCGCCACCUCUAUGGACGCCAAUCACACUGAACAGCCUGUCGCACGUGACCGUUUUCGUUCAGAGGUCAACCUACCUACAUUCGUGAGAAAGAGCGAAACUGUACCCUUGGAGGUGCUCGAACAACUCAGUUCGAACACACGAUUGUACAAUGUGAUUUUAGAAAACUACCCCACACUUUUAUCCUGUCGGAGUACCUCUGAUAAGGGGUUAAAUCACAUAACAGAAAAUGUAAUUUCGCCAACGGCAAGGCUGCCAGUAAAAAUGUCGAUGAAAUUGAAAAGGGCCAAGAAACACCAAGACCCAGUUGGCCAUGCAACCGAGGUUCAGGAGCCACUGUUGAGUCCGGCAGCCGAUGUGAAAGUGGUGUCAAAUCACCUACCGGCAAUGAAGCGAGUUGACUCGUUUAUCAUGAUGAAAACGUGCGGACCUCGUCACUAUUUAAAAGAUAUUAAAUUGCACAGAAAUUCGGUGAUGUACCGCGGUGCUAUGUUGAACAUACCUAAAUAUCGGCUGCGCGCAUCUAGCUGUCCGGACAUUUACCGUAAUUCCAUGAUUACACUCGCAAAUGACGAGGAGGAGAAAUGGUACUCUGGUAUUAUUGAGGUAUUAAAAGACAUUGCCGAUUUCUCCCUGUUUCUCGAGCUUCAUUUUCUAAUUUUAAAUUUGUCGACCAUACUUCUGUUCACAUGGUUUAUUGUGCCUUACUUCUAUCUCGCUGAGCAUCUUACCAGGCACGGGUAUACUGAAGCUGAAGCAUCCGGUGUUAUAUCCGUAAUUGGUGUUACUAACACAAUUGGAAUGAUCGCUCUAGGUUGGGCUGCUGAUCAACCAUGGAUGCAUGUUAGCAAAACGUACGCUGUGAGCCUUAUUUUGUGCGGAAUCUCCUGUGCGGCAAUGAUGUUGUUUACAGACAAUUACGUUUGUCUAAUGAUUUCGGCCGCAUUCUUCGGGUUAUUCUUCUCUAGCAACUACUCUUUUACACCAGCAAUGGUUGUGGACAUUAUCUCCUUGGAGAAAUUUACAAAUGCGUAUGGAUUAAUUCUUCUAAGUCAAGGGAUCGGCAAUUUACUGGGACCACCGGUUGCUGGUUUGAUUUUUGAUUUAACUGGAAGUUGGAACCAAUCAUUUUGGCACGCUGGUUUCUGGAUAGUAAUCGCUGGUGUCUUGUUAGGCAUAAUUCCUUACACAAAGGAUAGAAGAAUUUGUGGGUCUAAGACUAGUUCAGUAGAUGAUACAGAAAGUGUUUAAUGUUGAGGGCCGCAUAGUAAAAAAUUCGAUUUCAGUUCACCAAAUUCCUUGCUAUUUUUUGAGAAAUGUUUAUUCACUGGCCUUAAUAAAUGCAGUUUAAUCAAAGUAGCUAAUAGAGCUGCACUGAAGAAACUUUAAGUACUUAAGUAGAUGCGGAACUAUGCCUGCGCGAAAAUCUGUGCUAUUGUAUAGCGAGCCGCUAGGGGGCCGUUAUGCAACAGCGCAGAGUUUCACAAAUAGCAUAAUUUAGUACUUAACUUAUACAAUUCACGAUAGUUAAAUGUCUAAAUACUUCUAGAUUCAUUCUCUAAGGGCGGAGAUACACACCAGAAUAAAUUAAUUCAAUAGAUAAGUAAGUAAGUAAUGAAGGUGCAUAUCUCUGCCCACAAACAGUAUAUGUAUUAUGCUCGCCAGGAGAGAAUGCUGGCCACAGAACACCUGAUGCCGGCGGUCUACAAUCGUAUAUGAAAAACACGAUUGUAGACAGGCACCAGGUGUUUUGUAACAGGCAUUCUCUCCUGGCAAGUAUUAUAGUAUAGUACCUACUUUGCAUACUCGUUACUAAAUUUCUUUUUCUAUGUACUUACUUCUUGAUGGGUCUUUUGAUUUCAAUUUACAUAUACGUAGGUUUAAAGCCGUUGUAUAAAACACGUGUACUUAUUAUAUGCUCGGCUUAAAGAUAAUAAUGUGUUGGUACUUAUAGCUUCAAUAUAAUGUGGAAUGAAACAAU
Molecule: messenger RNA, 3468 nt
Organism: Photinus pyralis (common eastern firefly)
Lineage: Eukaryota; Metazoa; Arthropoda; Insecta; Coleoptera; Lampyridae
Product: monocarboxylate transporter 14-like
Exons: 7
Coding region: 552-2738 (728 amino acids)
Biological process (GO): transmembrane transport; monocarboxylic acid transport
Molecular function (GO): monocarboxylic acid transmembrane transporter activity
Source: RefSeq, a predicted model, not a curated record